GUGGUAAGACUUUAACUCACACCACUGCUCUGUCAGUCAGUCAGUCAUUAGAGGACAGGAUGGAGCUCAGUCCACUCUCUGUGAUACUCUUGCUGAUUUCACUUAUACCAGUGUCCCAGGCUCAAGGGAGUCCUAAAGCUGUGGUGUCCAUAAAGCCUGAUACACAUGUGUUCAUUGGAGAGACUGUUACUCUCAGAUGUGACAUACAGGGAGGAGGAGACACUCAGUGGACGUACAGCUGGAUGAAAAAUAAUUACGGACUCUAUAUAGAUGGAAGUAAGAGAGCCUACGCAAUGCAGGAGUUCAUAAUCUGGUCUGUUGAAGACUCUGACAGUGGUACCUACACCUGCACAGGACACGGAAGAUACUCUCAGAUCAGUGGUUCUGUUACACUGACUGUAUCAGUAAAACCCAAACCGACUGUGAGAGUGAAUCCUCAGAGCUCCGUCUACACUGGAGACACCGUCACUCUGAGCUGUGAGCUGCAGUCGACUGGAUGGGAGUUUCAGUGGUACAAAAAUAAUCAGUCCCAGAAUCUGUACAGUGAAGAAGAGAACACACUUAAAGUGACAGUUGAUAAUGCAGGAGAAACAGAGUACAAGUGUCGAGCACGCAGGAGAAACUAUUACUACUAUAAUGAUCACUACUACGACUACUACGACACAGAGUACAGUGAUCCUGUCAAGAUUACAGUGAGAGAAACAGGAAAACCCAAACCGACUGUGAGAGUGAAUCCUCAGAGCUCCGUCUACACUGGAGACACCGUCACUCUGAGCUGUGAGCUGCAGCAGGGGACUGGAUGGAGGAUUUACUGGUACAAAAAUAAUCAGUUACUGAAUCUGAACAGUGAACAAGUGAAAACACUUGAAUUGACAGUCAAUAAUGCAGGAGAAAUAGAGUACAAGUGUUGGGCAAACAGGAUAAACUACAACUACUACUACUACUACACAGAGUUCAGUGAUCCUAUCAAGAUUACAGUGAGAGGAAAACCCAAACCGACUGUGAGAGUGAAUCCUCAGAGCUCCGUCUACACUGGAGACACCGUCACUCUGAGCUGUGAGCUGCAGCAGGAGACUGGAUGGAGGAUUUACUGGUACAAAAAUAAUCAGUUACUGAAUCUGAACAGUGAACAAGUGAAAACACUUAAAGUGACAGUCAAUAAUGCAGGAGAAACAGAGUACAAGUGUUGGGCAAACAGGAUAAACAACAACGUCUACUACUACUUCACAGAGUUCAGUGAUCCUAUCAAGAUUACAGUGAGAGGAAAACCCAAACCGACUGUGAGAGUGAAUCCUCAGAGCUCCGUCUACACUGGAGACACCGUCACUCUGAGCUGUGAGCUGCAGCAGGAGACUGGAUGGAGGAUUUACUGGUACAAAAAUAAUCAGUUACUGAAUCUGAACAGUGAACAAGUGAAAACACUUGAAUUGACAGUCGAUAAUGCAGGAGAAACAGAGUACCGGUGUCGGGCAAACAGGAUAAACUACAACUACUACUACUACUACACAGAGUUCAGUGAUCCUGUCAACAUUACAGUGAGAGAGAGACCACAGGCAGUAGUGAGUGUAUCUCCACAGAGCUGGCUGACUGAAGGAGACUCAGUGACUCUAAGCUGUGAGGUUACAGACUCCUCUACAGACUGGACAUUCAGCUGGUACACAGUUGUUCCCUACAGAGACGGCUUAACUGGAAUAAAUAAUAAUGGUGGCUAUAGCGUGUAUGUGGAGCUCCUCUCAGACAGCAGCAGAGGAUCUGGAGGCAAAUACACUCUCAGUCCUGCUGCUCUUAAUCACACAGGAGUUUAUAUGUGCAGAGGAGAGAGAGGAGAACCAGCCCUUCACUCACAGUACAGCAAUCCACAGCCACUAUGGAUCACUGGUGAAUCUCCUCCAGUCUCUCUGAUCUUCAAUCCCAGCAAUACUCAACACUUUACUAAUGACUCUCUCUCACUGAGCUGUGAGGACCAGAGUAACUCUGCUGGAUGGACAGUGAGACGAUACACACACAGUGAGAGAGUGUUAGAUUGUUCACACUGGGGAUCAGUUACAGGAUCUACAUGUAACAUCAGCUUCCUCUCCACAUCCUACACUGGAGUUUACUGGUGUGAGUCUGAAUCUGGAGAAAACAGUAAUCCUGUCAACAUCACAGUGCAUGGUUCUAGGCCAGGUGGUGGAUCCAGUGGUAGAACAGCAGGACUGGUUGUGGGUUUGGGAUUUUUGUUCAUCGCUUUACUGAUCUUAAUGAUCCUGCUGUGGUCCUACAAAAGAAAAAAAGAAAAGCUUCAGACAUCAGCUGAAGACUCUCAGUCAGGACACACACCACUUCAGGCUGGAAGUGCUAAUGUUUAUGCCACUGUGGAUGAGUUAGACAUGGCUGGAACAGGUGAAGCUGCAGCUGAGAUCAGUGAAGCCACUUACGCACAGGUCACAGAGAAAAUGAAGACAAACAGGAACAAUGGUGCUGAUGCUGAUGUGACUUACGCUGAGAUUCAACUGAAACCAAUGAUGGAAACAAAGAGAAAAAAAGAGAUGGCCAGUGUGGAUGAUAGUGCUGUUUACUCAGAGGUGCGGAAGGACGUGCAGUGAGCCGUGUGUCUAUGUAAACUGAUGAAGCCAGUGUCAUCAAAAAGACUGUGUUUCUCUUCUGUUUUCUUUCUUAUAAUGCUCAGAUAUUAAUCUCAGCUGUUUUCUAAGAAUUUGCUUAAACUAUAAUUCACUGUUGCCACAACAUCAGGCUCACCCUGAAGGUAUUUGUCACAAAAGUUCAGUCCGUGGAUCAAGUCAUUCUGAUGAGUCUUUGCCCUGCAGCCCUACCAACAGGCUCUGUUUGCCCUUAUCAGAAUGACAACCCAGGAAAGUGACCUGCUUAGGAAGCUUUACUGACCAAAUUUCUUUAGUCAGAUGCUCAUUGUCUUCUGAGGCACAAACCCCAAGAAACCAGAUAAGACUUACAGAAGAAAUUCAUUACCCAUCUUUUCUGCCAUGCCAGAAUUUGUAUGGCUGCUUGUACAGUAUCUGGAAUACUCAGUUGGUCUUGGAAUGUGAGCAGCUAAGUUAAACACAUAGAAGCUUGAAUUAAAACCUUGGACUACUAUUUUUACCUAGUCAUAUGAAGACUUUACCAAAUGCUUAGAGAACUUCUAGACUGAACUGGUGAAUAUACAGCUGGCUGUGCUCUUGUCUCUUUAAAAAAGCUUCAGCUAGUCCCGCCCUUUUCAGUUAUAACAGCUCCAACUCUUCUGGGAAGGCUUUCCACAAGGCUUAGGAGUGUGUUUAUGGGAAUUAUUGACCAUUCCUCUAGAAGCGCAUUUAUGAGGUCAGGCAUUGAUGUUGGACGACCUUGGCCAGUCAAGUUUCUCCACACCAAACUUGCUCAACCAUGUCUUUAUGGACCUUGAUUUGUGCGCUGCUGUGCAGUCAUGUUGGAACAGGGCCAUCACCAAACUGUUCACACAAAGUUGGGAGCAUGAAAUUUGUGUCUUGGUAUGCUGAAGAAUUAAGAGUUCCUUUCACUGGAGCUAAGGGGACAAGCCCAUCCACUUAAAAAUAACCCCAAACUUUACACUUGGCACAGUGCAGUCAGGCGUGAUUGGUCACUCCAGAGAACAUGUCUCCACUGCUAGAGGCCAGUGGCAGCAUGCUUUACACCACUGCAUUUAAGCACUGUCAUUUAAGGCUAGGAUGCAGCUGCUUGGCCAUAAAAACCCAUUCCAUGAAGCUCUCUACACACUGUUUUUGAGCUAAUCUAAAGGCCACACGAAGUUUAGAAGUCUGCAGCUAUUGACUCUGCAGAAAGUUGGUGACUUCUGCGCACUGUGCACCUCAGCAUGCACUGACCCCACUCUGUGAUUUCAUGUGGCCUACCACUUCAUGGCUGAGUUGCUGUUGUUCCCAUUUGCUUCCACUCUGUCAUUAUACCACUAACACCUGGCCAUGGAAUACUUAGUAUUUAUAUUUAUCACGGUACCACAGGUGAAUUCACUGAGCUCCUGAGAGCAACCCAUUCUUUCACAAAUGUUUGUAGAAGCAGUCUGCAUGCCUAGGUGCUUGAUUUUAUACACCCGUGGUCAUGGAAGUGAUUGGAACACCGGAACUGAAUGAUUUGGAGGGGUGUCUCGAAACAUUUGGUAAUAUAGUGUAUUUAUCUUGUUAAAUGUGCUUAAAGAUACAGCUCUGGAAAAAAAUAAAUAAAUAAGAGACCGCUGCAAAAUAAUGAACAGUUUUGUUUCAUUUUUUGUGAACUGCUGGCAAUAUUUCUCCUAAAUUCAAAAUAUAACUAUUGUUAUUUCGAGUGUAUAUUUAAAGGAAAUGACAACACAUCAAAAUAACCCAAGAUCAUCCAGUAUCUGAAGAGCUUUAAUAACUCAAAUAAAACAAAAUGCAAAUCAUUGGUAAACAAAUUGUGAUAAUGCUUUGGCUAAAUAACAUUAAGAAAUCAGUAUUUAGUGGAAUAACCCCGAUUUGCAUGUGUUUUGGCUCCAUGCUCUCCACCAGUUUCUCACAUUGCUGUUGGGGAACUUUAUACCACUCUUUUUGCAAAAAAGCAAACAGCUCAGCUUUGCUUGAUGGUUUGUGACCAUCCAUCUUCCUCUUGAUGACAUUCCAGAGGUUUUCAAAAGGGUUCAAAUCUGGAGAUUGGGCAGUGGUCUCUUAUUUUUUUCCAGAGCUGUAGUUGUAGCAUAUAUUUGUAUUUACGUCAUAUAGUUAAGUGAGUUUUUCAUAAAUGCUAACAAGCUUUUGUUUUAGUUUAGUUUUUAAGAAUUUGUUUGACUGUCAGUGCUUUAUGUUAAAUAAACAAUAGAAUGAAUUAUGUUUGGAUGGAAACGAUUUUCACCCAUACUGUGUCUAAUAAUAUACAGUAUAUAGUGUAUAUUUGGGUUGGACAUAACCUGCAGGUUAUGAACAUACAAUGCAUUUAUUUAAAAAAAUGUGGUAUUGAAUUAAGUAUGCAACAUUAUUUUAUAACAACAUAAUUUUGCUGUAUAGCCUCCAUUAAGAUCAUAACACGGAUUCUCAGUGUUUCUCCGCAAAUAUUUGCUUAAAUGUCAUUACAUUUCUUUACAUUUUAAUACAUUUUUUACAAUAUUUCUUGCAUCUUGGACUAUUUUCAACUGAUACAUUAAUUAAAUUAAGAGA
This is a messenger RNA of Hemibagrus wyckioides, 5135 nucleotides long. Its product is annotated as carcinoembryonic antigen-related cell adhesion molecule 5-like. The record is from RefSeq and is a predicted model, not a curated record. The transcript has 16 exons. The coding region runs from base 60 to 2585 and encodes 841 amino acids. Gene Ontology annotation, biological process: cell surface receptor signaling pathway. Gene Ontology annotation, molecular function: transmembrane signaling receptor activity. Lineage: Eukaryota; Metazoa; Chordata; Actinopteri; Siluriformes; Bagridae.